ACUGUCUCUUGAAAGGAUCAGAGGCAGAGAGAGAUAGGAGAAGACAAGAGAAGGUUCUUGGUUAUGGAAUUGCUCUAUCUCCUCUGCUCGAUCGUCUACACUUCAGUCACAACGCUCUUCCUCUCUCUUCUCCUCCCUUUCCGCCUCCUUAUCAACCGUAUCUUACCUUCACGCUCCGCCGUCGAUUCUAACGUCUCUUAUUACGAAGGCACCGUCUGGCACGAUAGGCUCCGUCCCGUACGGCACUCCUUCCGUUACACCGUACGUUACGCGCUCUUCGACCUCGACAACGCCGUUAACGCGCCGCCGGAUCAUCUCUCCGCCGACGAAGCUCGUCUUCUUGCUCGUACUACCGGUCCGAUUUUUCUAUUGACAAUACCUCCAAGCGUUGGAUAUGAACAGAACCCUUUGAGUUUGUAUUAUUGCUACAACUUAGAAGGAGGCUCUUGUAAGCGCUUAAGUAAAUGUAUUGCACAGGUUACAAAUACGCCAUGGGGGGAACGAGUGACAUUUGUUUUCGACCCUGAAUCUGAAUUGGUUGCUAAAUCAUUACAAGUCAGUCCUUUCAUGGAUAUGCUUGGGAAUUGGAAGAUCAGAGCAAAUGAACCUGGAGAUGAGCUAUCUGUCUCCAUUGAAUCACAACAUCCUCAUCACGGUAACUACUUUUCCGCGACAUUGAAGGCAAAAAGAAUAGACCAAACACGGGUUUCUGAUCCAGCAGCUUUCUUCUGGUUGAUGCCUCAUAAGGUUGCUAUAUGGAUCUAUUGGCAUGCACUUAAACUCUGGUGGAAGAAUGUACCUUUCAUCCAACACCCUAGAUACUCAGACCCAUCUUACAGAGAGGAAGCGGCGAAACGAGAUCAAAAACUUCGACAUGUUGGUUUAGAUGGAUCAAACUCUGGUGAAACCAUCAACGUUAAUGGCUGUAGUAAUGGUUUUGGAGGAUGUCGCUUUGCGUGGCGAGAUGCUAAUUGGCCUUGGUCAUGAACACACACAUGCUUGGGAUAGCAGAUCGUUAAGAGUUAAGAACUUACAAUCAUAAAUCAUUUACCGAAUGGUAGGGUUGGUUGGUUGUUUAGAUGGAUGAGCCCACGAUGUAAUUUGACUUCUUGCAAGUUAAGAAAAUAACCAUUUGGUCUUAAAACUGUGUUACUAGCUACGCUGUGAACAUGUGAUGGUAGUCAGAGACGUGCAAAGAUUUUUUGAUGCCAUAAGCCAA
Molecule: messenger RNA, 1219 nt
Organism: Eruca vesicaria subsp. sativa (arugula)
Lineage: Eukaryota; Viridiplantae; Streptophyta; Magnoliopsida; Brassicales; Brassicaceae
Source: the annotation of a GenBank genome assembly